UGGAGCAGCGUCGGGUGGGCGGAGCCUUGUCCUCCCUGCGCGCUGUCAUCGCGGGAGAUAGGUGCUGGAUGGACCUCGCAAUGGUCCGUGAUCCUUCAGUCGGGAGGCUGAGAGCGAAAGAGUGCGAUGGGAGAGCGACUCGAACCGCUGGUUUAACCCCUCAAGGAUAACUCACCACGGCCCCAGCGGCCGGGACGCCGCUCACGUUGUGAGGUCCAACUCUUCCAGCUGUCGUUCUGCACUGGCGACAUGCUGUGAGAAAAGACUCGGCGCUCCUCAGACACUUGUCCUUGACUUUCAAAUGCUGUGUGUGGAACGUCAUGCCAGUCACCUUCUGUGAGUUAUGACGACGGCUGCUUCAUUGACUCAGGAAAGAAGCUCCUCCUACACUCACCAGUGAGCAAAUCACAUGAUGUAAUGGGUCCUAAAAGCCUGCUCUUCAAGGAGUCUGCCAGCAGGAUAUGAGUAUUUUGAGCCCUGUGACAAAUAACAAAUCAGACCUUGUGGGAAUUGUGGGAGGCCCAGAAGAAUACCCCAGAGUCAUGCAGUCAGAGGAUCUAUUCAGCAGGAAACUCAAAGCCCUGAAUGGUGGCAUGGGACCACCGACCUCCAACAUGCAAGGGAAACCUGAUGGUUCAGGCAAAACAAAUGGUACUCCAGCCAUGCCUAAAAUGGGCGUCAGGGCCAGGGUGACAGAAUGGCCACCAAGGAAAGAUGGAUGGGACGGACGGCCUUCCCCAAACUAUCAGAGCGUGAUACCAGUGUUUCAGAAUGGCCAGCAGGAGCAUACUGUGGAAUUACUGGAGCAAGGUGAAGCAGUUUGUCUGGAAGUAGACUAUUCAGACAAAUACACACUGAGUGACCUCCUCUGCCACUCGCCACAAAAGGGUCUCCACCCAAUCCGUCAACGCAGCAACAGCGAUGUCACCAUAAGUGACAUAGACUCUGAGGACAUAAUGGACCAGAAUGCUGUCAAUCCAAACACUGGGGCCUCGCUGCACCGAGAGUAUGGCAGCACAUCCUCCAUUGACCGUCAGGGCCUGAGUGGGGAUGGCUUUUUCACCAUGCUUAGGGGCUACCGAGUGGACACCCUGGACCACCGUAGCAUACCUCCUCUGGGUUUCCCUGAGUUGUUGCGUUGUGAUGCCUCCCUUUCCCCCAGCCUGCAGACUGCGGCCCAGAUUUCCCGGGGUGAGAUAGUCCACAUUCAAGGCUAUGACUAUAUAGACACUUCUCUCCUCUACAACCGGGAGCAGGAGAAGUCCUUCAUGAGGCGUCUCAAAUCAGAAUCAUCUGAAACCUCUCUGUUCAGGAAACUGCGGACCAUAAAGAGUGAGAGUGAUGCCUUCCGACUCUCAUUAGAGGAUGACCGGCGACCGCUCAGCUUCCAAAAAUGCUUUGCCCACUACGAUGUCCAGAGCGUUCUUUUUAACAUCAGUGAAGCGGUGGCAAGUAGAGCUAACCUGAGCCAGAGGAAGAACACAACUACUGGUGCUUCAGCUGCCUCAGCUGGAGUUGGCCCUGGAGUUGGAGGAGGGGUUGGAGUAGGAGUUGGACCUGGACCUGGACCUGGACCAGGGGCGGACAUUGGAGCAGCAGGAUGUAGCAGUGGAAAUGCCCCCAUGUUUGAGUCCCCACUAGGCAGCAGGGAGGACUUGAACCCCAAAGAGAACCUGGAUGCGGAUGACGGGGACGGGAAGAGUAACAAUUUAGUGCUGGGCUGUCCGCACUUUCGCAAUGAGAUCGGUGGUGAGGGUGAGAGGAAGAUAUCCCUCUCCAGAGUCAACAGUGCCAACUACAGUAGUGUGUCAGAGAGCUGCUCUUUUGAAUCAUCUUUGAGUUCUCACUGCACCAAUGCAGGAGUCUCUGUAUUGGAGGUGCCUCGAGAAAACCAGCCAAUCCACAGGGAGAAGGUCAAACGCUACAUCAUCGAACACAUUGACCUUGGAGCAUACUACUACCACAAAUACUUUUAUGGGAAAGAGCAUCAAAACUAUUUUGGGGUAGAUGACAAUCUGGGACCUGUGGCAGUCAGCAUCCGCAGGGAGAGGUUGGAUGACGGAAAGGAGAAAGAUGGAAUGCAGUACAACUAUCGGGUCACCUUCAGAACCAGUCAGCUGACAACACUCCGUGGAGCCAUCCUGGAGGAUGCCAUUCCUUCCACGGCAAGACACGGGACGGCCCGCGGCCUGCCCCUGAAAGAGGUGCUCGAGUAUGUCAUUCCUGAGCUCAAUAUCCAGUGUCUACGGCUGGCCCUCAACUCCCCCAAGGUCCCGGAGCAGCUCCUGAAACUGGACGAGCAGGGGCUGAGCUUCCAGCACAAGGUGGGGGUGCUUUACUGCAAGGCGGGACAGAGCACAGAAGAGGAGAUGUACAACAACGAGAGCGCCGGGCCGGCCCUCGAGGAGUUCUUGGAUCUGCUCGGCCAGAGGGUGCGGCUCAAAGGCUUCACCAAGUACAGAGCUCAGCUGGAUAACAAGACCGACUCCACAGGCACACACUCUCUCUACACCACCUAUAAGGACUACGAGCUGAUGUUCCACGUGUCCACCAUGCUCCCCUACACACCAAACAACAGACAGCAGUUGUUAAGGAAGAGGCACAUUGGCAAUGAUAUCGUCACCAUAGUAUUUCAGGAGCCCGGGGCCCUUCCGUUCACCCCAAAACACAUCCGCUCUCAUUUCCAACAUGUGUUUGUCAUCGUCAAAGUCCACAACCCCUGCACCGACAACGUCUGCUACAGUGUGGCUGUGUCCAGAUCUAAAGACGUGCCUCCGUUCGGUCCCCCUAUUCCCAAAUCUGUAACUUUCCCAAAGUCGGCAGUGUUCAGGGACUUCCUGCUUGCCAAGGUCAUCAAUGGAGAAAAUGCCGCACACAAGUCGGAGAAGUUCCGAGCCAUGGCGACUCGCACGCGGCAGGAGUACCUGAAGGACCUGGCGGAGAACUUUGUUAGCACUGCCACCAUUGACUCUGCUGUCAAAUUCAGCUUCAUCACCCUCGGGGCCAAGAAGAAGGAGAAGGUGAAACCCAGGAAGGAUGCACAUCUGUUCAGUGUGGGGGCCAUCACCUGGAGCGUCCGUGCCCGGGACUUCGGCCAGUCGAUGGACGUGGACUGCUUGCUCGGCAUAUCCAAUGAGUUCAUCGUCCUCAUUGAGGAGGACUCAAAAAACGUGGUCUUCAACUGCUCGUGUCGCGACGUCAUUGGAUGGACCUCAGGGAUUAUGAGCAUUAAGAUCUUCUAUGAGCGCGGGGAGUGUAUCAUGCUGUCCGCCCACGACAACUGUGGAGAAGACAUCAGGGAGAUGGUGCAAAGACUAGAGAUCGCCACCAGAGGUUGUGAGACGUCAGAGAUGACUUUGCGUCGGAACGGCCUCGGACAGCUCGGUUUCCAUGUCAACUUUGAGGGCAUCGUGGCCGACGUGGAGCCCUUUGGCUACGCCUGGAAGGCGGGGCUGAGGCAGGGCAGCCGACUGGUGGAGAUCUGCAAGGUGGCUGUCGCUACCCUCACCCAUGAGCAAAUGAUUGACCUGCUGCGCACCUCUGUCACUGUCAAAGUGAUCAUAAUCCAGCCUCAUGAAGACGGCACCCCACGGAGGGGCUGCUCCGAGCUGUACCGCAUACCCAUGGUGGAGUACAAGGUCGACAGCGAGGGAACACCCUGCGAGUACAAAACACCCUUCAGGAGAAACACCACUUGGCACCGUGUGCCCACAGCUGCUGGUCCACCGCUAUCCCGAGGCUCGCCAACACAGGGCCCCGAUCGCCUGCAGUGCCAGCAGAUCCUUCAGCAGCACCAGGCAGCUAUCCCACGAAGCACCUCCUUUGAUCGGAAGUUGCCAGAUGGGUCCAGGACAAUGCAGGAUAUUGAGAAUCCCCAGGUCACCUCAUGUAACAAGGGAGACCAGCACUACCGCAGCUCCCCCAGUAACCAGUCCUCCUCCAGUGAUCCAGGGCCCUGUUGCAGUAGCACCUGGUCCCAGCAGCCUGGAUACGAUGGGUGUCCCUCCCCUAUUCUUCAUGAGCAUGCAGGGGACAUCCAGGGGGGAGAUGGGGAGGUCCACAGGGAGAGAGAGCCCACUCUUGAGAGGACGAGAUCUGCUGAGGCCAAAUGGCACAUCCCCUCCACCAAGAUCCUGAACCCGCUGAAGCAAAGGGAAGGAGGAAAGGACUCACCCAACAAGCUAUCCAGGACGGGUGAUAAAAACUCAAGCCACUCGAGUAGCAACACUCUGUCAAGCAAUGCCUCCAGCAACAGCGACGAUAAGCACUUUGGCUCUGGAGACUUGAUGGACCCGGAGAUGUUGGGCCUCACUUACAUCAAAGGGGCGUCCACAGACAGCGGCAUUGACACUAAUCCCUGCAUGGCCCCUGGGGCCCGGGUGUUGCUGCAGGGAAGGAUGGGAGAGCAGGGACACCCCUGGGUGUCGGAGCACCAUGAGGAUGGGGCGUCAGAAGAGGAUCAUGGGAAACUGUACUUACCACAGGGCUACGCGUCUGCCAUUUUGUCUAGUCAUGCGACGGAGGGCAGCAUCGGAGACCUGAGCGAGAUCUCAUCCCAUUCGAGUGGCUCACAUCACUCUGGCAGUCCGCUCGCCCGUGGGGCCAGAUACUGUAUGUCCGCUGACUCCUCCAAGGUGUACACCAUCCCUCAGACCAGCAGUUCAGGGCCAGGUCCUGAACAAGAACCAGAACCGGGGCCCAGCUCAGAGGCCUGUGGACAGACACGGCCCGAGCCCGGUUGCAUACUGCCGAUGGGCAUGAAGACGACUGAUGCUGUUGAUGAUGAUGAUGAAGCCCACAGCACUGAUGGACCUCCCAACAUUUCAGAGUGUGGGCAGCUGUACGCGCAGGAGGCCGCCUGCCAGCUCCAGGCUGCUGAGCAGGAUGGAAAAUCACUGCAGAGACUCUCAAAAGAAGAAUACCUCAAAUUGAUGCUGCCCGACAGCCCUCCAGGAGAAGACAGGAGUCGGAAGGUGUCAGCAGUGGGCAGUUUAUCACCGAGACGCUCCCUGUACCGGACGCUGUCGGACGAAAGUGUGUGCAGUAACCGUAAGGGUUCGUCCUACGCCAGCUCGCACAGCUCCAUGCUGGACCAAGCCAUGCCUAAUGACAUCCUAUUCAGCACCACCCCACCAUACCACAGUACAUUGCCUCCUCGCAUGAUCCACAACCAGGGAGCGUCCAACCUGAGAAAUGAGUUUUGGUUCUCUGACGGCUCCUUGGCGGACAGGUCCAAGGUCAGCGACCCGGGCCUCAUGCCCCUCCCAGACACUGCCUCGGGCCUGGACUGGUCUCACCUGGUUGACGCAGCACGAGCCUUUGAAGAUCAGCGCGUGGCAUCUUUCUGCACCAUGACGGACAUGCAGCGGGCCGAGGCUUUGCAGAUCUCCAGAGAGCUGACCAGACGGGUGGUGGAGGCGGAGGGAGCAGCGCUGGAAGCAGACGGCUCCCCCUCCACACUCACGGGCAAAGUCAACCAGUUGGAGGUGAUCCUCAGGCAGCUGCAGCAUGACCUCAGAAAGGAGAAAGAGGACAAGGCGAUGUUGCAGGAGGAGGUGCAACACCUGAGGCAGGAUAACAUGCGGCUGCAGGAGGAGAGCCUGACGGCGUCGGCUCAGCUCAGGAAGUUCACAGAGUGGUUCUUUCACAGCAUCGACAAGAAACCCUGAGAGAGAGAGAGAUAGAGAGAGAGAGAGAGAGAGAGAGACCUGCAAAAAGAGAGAGAGCGAGAUGGCCUUCACUCCUCCCGGGCACCCACUCAACUCCUACUUAAGACUCCCAGAUGAUCCACAGGCAAACAAACUUUAAAACAAACCAUUACAGGCCCUCCCAGAGCAAUUAAGACUCUUUAAACAGCCCCCGUUGGGAGACUGUCUUGUGUGGGGAGACGUGAAACCCCGAUCUGGACCUUAGUUUUGGGAUCCCCCUCUGUCUGCAGUGCGGGGCUGUUUCUUACGUUAACGGUUUCUCCAUAAAUGGCAAACAAGACUCUUGGGAAGCGUCCUCAUAUCCGGUGCUGGAGAGGAAUCGAGAACCCCGAGGGGCCCCGCCUGAGUCCCUGGGAUCUUCUUACAGUAGUGGAAUGUAAAGCUCAUUUACUGUAGUCAACAUAUAAUCUACCUACGUAUGUCACGUCAGUCUACUGUACUGUAUACUCAGCUGUACUGUAUCAUACUGCGCACACUGUCACACAGUUGUUCCUGUGCCGGCCUUCACGGACACAGGAAAGUAGGGAGGGCGAGGCGGGCGUGGAGGAGGGGAGGAAUGUACUGGACAUAAUGAAGUGGUACUUACUGUCUGCUUGCACCAAGAGGAAUCCACACGUGUCGGUCUUGAAAUGUACUGUGGGGAGGAAAAAUGAAUGUAGCUCAACCGAGACCCUUUGAUUUUCUCUGGAUUCCCAAAGUCACAUAAAGUUUCAAGGUUUGAUGUUUUUGGGCCAUUUCUACUUUGAAUUAAUUCCACUUUUUCUUUUUUCUUUUCUUUUUUCUUUCCUCAGUGUUGUAUUGUAGGGUCACAUGGCAGUAAUUUAGAUGUUUUAAUGGUGCUUUUCCCUACACACACACACACACACGUUUGUCAGUAGUUUCCAUUCACUGUCACACUGUCCUAGCAAUAACAACGUGGUAGUUACAAAACUGUGUUUUAAAACAAAAAAAAGAAGAAGUUAGCACAAACGUGAAGAGUUCCUGUCGAGAAGCAGUUGUAUUUGACAUGUAUUUAUAAAGCAGGAAGCGACUGUGCCUAAAACUCUUGGUUGUAAAUGGAUUGUUUCUCUUUGCUUUUAGUUGUCUUUUAUAAACACAAGCCUUGUCUGUGGCUCACUGAUAUGAAAUGAUGUGUAUGGAUGAUUGUGUGUGUGUGUGUGUGUGUGUGUGUGUGUGUGUGUGUGUGUGUGUGUGUGUGUGUGUGUGUGUGUGUGUGUGUGUGUGUGUGUGUGUGUGUGUGUGUGUGUGUGUGUGUGUGUGUGUGUGUGUGUGUUGGGGGUAGUCUCACAUCAAAAUGUGUUCUUAUGCAGUGGUUUCUAGAGCAUUAGAGCAAGCGCCAGUGAACCACACUUACAAUGCCAAAUGUGUUUAUUUCUGUACAUAUCUGCCACAGAAGUGUCUUGUAUUUAACACUAUUAUUUAAGCUUAUUUAACCUAAAGUUGUUUAUUUUAUUAAAGUUAUUUGUUUUGGGGUUUUAGGUUUUUUUUCUGCACUAAGGAGAGAUAAAGCUCUGUGUAUGUUGUAAAGUGUGUAGCUUGCCA
Molecule: messenger RNA, 7250 nt
Organism: Scophthalmus maximus (turbot)
Lineage: Eukaryota; Metazoa; Chordata; Actinopteri; Pleuronectiformes; Scophthalmidae
Product: signal-induced proliferation-associated 1-like protein 2
Exons: 21
Coding region: 462-5669 (1735 amino acids)
Biological process (GO): regulation of small GTPase mediated signal transduction; activation of GTPase activity
Cellular component (GO): cytoplasm
Molecular function (GO): protein binding; GTPase activator activity
Source: RefSeq, a predicted model, not a curated record